AUCUCUUUUUGCUAACCCUAAUCACUCUUACUUUCUAUCUUUGUUUUUGCCUCUCUUCGUUAUUGUUCUAUGUAAAAAAACACACACACACACACACUAAAUUUAGUAUUAGUUAAAUAACAUUUAUUCAAUUGAAAAUUGAUUUAAAAUUUUAAUAAAUUCUUAAUUAAUAUAAUAAAUAUUUGUGCUUUUAAUUUAUCACAUAAUAUCAUCCUUCUUAAAAAAACUAUAAUUCAUUUGAAUUAUUUACAUUUUAGGUAAAUUUUUCUUUCAUAUAACAUAAUCUAAUUUAUUAUUAAUUUGUUAAUGUAACUCUAUUUACAUGAGUUGAAGAUGAAUCAUUAAAGGCCGAGUCUUAAAAAUGAUAUGUUGACUUUGAUUAUUAUUGUUUAUUUUAAAAUCAAAUCAAAUAAUAAAAAUAUUUAAAUUUAAAUAUAUAAAUAGGAUAAAUCAAUUAAAUUCAAGUUUAUAUAUAUUUGAAACGGAUGGUAACUCGACUAAUAAACAAGUCUAUGUCGAAAACUGUAUAAUUUAGAUUCUUUUAAUAUAAAAAAUAGUAAAAAUAUUGAAAAGUAAAAGAAUUUGUAUCAUUCCCAUAUUUGUAAAUGAGUAUUUGUGAGACUGAAAUCAAAUUACUGCAAUUCUUAAACAUAUUAUUAUUACAUUUGCAUAAUGCAUCUGAUCAAACAUCCGAUCCUCUUUUAAAACUAGGAUUAAUAUAGGACAGGUAUGGCUAAAAUGAACCUUUAUUUUAUUUGAAAUUUUCUUUUGUUUAUGUCUUUAUUAUUCUUUUCCUUAAUCACGAAGAGAAAAUUUAAAAAAAAUGGAAAAAGGUGAUUGGAGGGAGCAGCAAGAAAUAGUUGUAUUGAAGCUCUAUAACUUUUGAAUAACAAUUUAUAACUUCAACCUAUUUUGAAUUAUUAAUUCAUAAUAAUAAUAAUUUAUUGAAAAAGAGAAUCAAUAUAAAAGAAAAGACUUGCUCUCUUAACUAAGUCUCAGAGGAAACCUCAAAGAAACAUCCACUUCAUUUAUGACGCGAUGUCGGUUGCGUCAUUCUUCCACCUAGGAACAUUCUGGAAAAAACAUUCCAAAAUUUCCAGAAUCCUUCAAACUAAUUAUUAUUAUUUUUUAUUAUGCUAUAAAUUACCUACAGAGGCUGAAGUGAUUCACUUGGCAUCCAAAAACCAGAAAAAAAAAAAUAAAAUCGUAGUUUCAACAAUGGCAGAAGCAGCAAACAACGUUGUCGAGACGAUCAACGGUGAUUGUCACGAUUUUAAGUCUCUUCUCUCUUCUUCGGACAGGGAUUUCCUCGUACGCAACAACGGUGAUCAGGUUAAAAUCGAUAGCUUGAAGGGGAAGAAACUUGGAUUGUAUAUCUCAGCAUCUUGGUGCGGUCCAUGCCGUAGAUUCACCCCAAAUUUAAUCGAGGUGUACACCGAGCUCUCAACGAAAGGCGAUUUCGAGGUCAUUUUUGUCUCGGCAGAUGAAGAUGAAGAGUCAUUCAAUGGUUACUUCUCCAAGAUGCCAUGGCUUGCAAUCCCUUUCUCUGAUUCAGAGGCACGCAAGCGCUUAGAUGAGCCGUUCAGUGUGAUGGGAAUACCUCACCUCGUGCUCUUGGAUGAAAAUGGUAAAGUCUUGACCGAAGAGGGGGUUGAGAUUAUUCGUGAGUAUGGAGAGGAAGGGUACCCUUUCACCCCCGAGAAGAUCCAAGAAUUAAAAGAUUUAGAAGAAAAGGCCAAGAAGGAACAGUCCAUCAAAACAAUCUUGGUUUCCCGAUCUCGUGACUUUGUAGUUACUUCUGAUGGAAGUAAGGUGCCGGUGUCCGAACUUGAGGGGAAGACUGUAGGUAUAUAUUUCUCAGCGUCUUCAUUCAAGCCAUCUGCUGAUUUUACUCAAAAACUUGCUGAAGUUUAUAGUAAGUUGAAAGAAAAUGGGGAGAAAUUCGAGGUUGUUAUGAUAUCGCUUGAUGAUGAUGAGGAAUCCUUCAGGCAAAGCUUUGGGGCACCAUGGUUGGCAUUGCCUUUGAAAGACAAGAGCUGUGAGAAAUUGGCUAGGUACUUCGAGCUCUCGACCCUUCCCACUGUUGUCAUUAUCGGGCCAGAUGGAAAAACUCUCCACCCUAAUGCUGCUGAUGCGAUUGAUGAACACGGGAUUGUGGCCUACCCCUUCACCCCCGAAAAAUUUGCGGAGCUUAAAGAAAUAGAGAAAGCAAGUGAGGCAGCACAAACUCUGGAAUCAGUUCUGGUUUCAGGGGGUUUAGAUUUUGUCCUAGGGAAGGAUGGGGCUAAGGUCAAGGUGGCCGACUUGGUGGGGAAGACCAUUCUCUUGUACUUCUCAGCCCAUUGGUGCCCACCAUGCCGUGCUUUCACUCCGAGCCUUGUUGAAGUAUAUAAGAAGAUCAAGGAAAAGGAUGAUGCAUUUGAAGUGAUAUUUAUUUCGAGUGACAGGGACCGAGCCUCCUUUGAUGAGUAUUAUUCAGGAAUGCCUUGGUUGGCUCUUCCGUUCAAUGAUGCUCGGAAAUCAUCAUUAAGUCGCAAAUUCAAGGUCCAAGGCAUCCCUAUGCUUAUAGCACUCGGACCAACUGGAAAAACUAUUACAAAAGAGGCAAGGAGUCUGGUCAUGGCUCAUGGGGCGGAUGCUUAUCCUUUCACUGAGGAGAGGUUGAAGGAGAUUGAGGCACAGAUUGAGGAGAUGGCAAAAGGGUGGCCGGAGAAACUGAAAGAUGAACGGCAUGAGGAGCAUGAGCUGGUGCUCACUCGUCGCAGUAAUUAUGUCUGUGAUGCAUGCAAGGAAAACGGACAAGUCUGGUCAUUUUACUGUGAAGAAUGUGACUUUGAUUUACAUCCCAAAUGUGCCCUGGAGAAAGAAACCAAAGCUGAUGCAAAAGAAGGUUGGGUCUGUGAUGGGGAGGUCUGCACUAGAGCUUCAUGAAUUAUGUCCAUGUAUACACCAACACACUAGUUGGCUGUCCUGUUGAUGCAGCGUGGAUCAUAUGUGUGCUAUGUAAUAAGAUCUUGAGAUGCAGUGUUGAAAGACUUUGUUAUCUAUAUUGGCCCAA
Molecule: messenger RNA, 3058 nt
Organism: Gossypium arboreum
Lineage: Eukaryota; Viridiplantae; Streptophyta; Magnoliopsida; Malvales; Malvaceae
Product: probable nucleoredoxin 1
Exons: 4
Coding region: 1039-2931 (630 amino acids)
Molecular function (GO): thioredoxin-disulfide reductase (NADPH) activity
Source: RefSeq, a predicted model, not a curated record